Molecule: messenger RNA, 885 nt
Organism: Boeremia exigua
Lineage: Eukaryota; Fungi; Ascomycota; Dothideomycetes; Pleosporales; Didymellaceae
Exons: 6
Coding region: 1-885 (294 amino acids)
Source: RefSeq, a predicted model, not a curated record
AUGUGGAUAAUGCUAGCAGCGGCAUUAGAGGAGUAUACUGGGGAUCAGAUCCGCAUCGAAAGCCUCAAAAUCCUCCAGAACGAAGGUGAGACACUGAAAGGACUCUUGGAUGAGUUCAGCGCAGUGUACAAAAAUCAAGCAAAUCCCGGAAAGAUCGUUGGAAGCAAAGACAGAUAUGCCAUUGUUGUCACUGAGACCUCGGGCUGUCUCGACUUUGCCGAUAGGUGUUCGAUAUCGCGCAACCACUUUAACAUCAACAAGUUUGCCAAACCAACAGAAGACGACUUCGAGAACGUCAGUGAUGCAUUGGUAAAGAUGAUUGAGCAUUCUAAUACAAUCAUGGAUGAUCAUGCAUACAUAGGCUGCAAACGUGCACUAUACAUCUCAGAAGAUGUGACCAACAAUGAGGACCCCUGGCUCUUCGAGAGGCCUGAAUGGCUCUUCGAACACGAAAGCUACACCAAAUGGAACGCUGGCAACCUGAAAGGCAGUCGGUCGCACGCUCUAUUGUCGCUGAGAGGUAAUCCAGGAACCGGAAAGACUGUGCUACUGACCGAAAUCGCCAAAAUAUGUACAAGCGAGAGGGCCAGUCUUAUUCGACACUGCUUUGGAGAUAUCAAGAGCCGACAGAUGACACCAGCUGAUCAGCUGCCGCGUCUCUAUAGAUCCUUGCUCUGUCAACUUCUUAAACAGGCUCCAAAGAAACCAUGGUCUUUCCUUGAGUCAUGGAAAGAAGCCUUCGAGGCCACAGAUAGUUCUCCAGUGAUUGACUACUGGACGAUCAAUAGGACCAAGACUGCCUUGAGGGAGAUCAUGUUGACCAAUACGACCAGCCUGACAGGUGGUGUUCGCAUUCUUAUAGACGAUCUUGACUGCUGGGGCUGA